CAGUGCAGGCUGAGUGGGCAGCGCGAUGCGGGGUUCGAGCUGCGUGGGCAGUGGUGGCGAGAGCCCAGGUGGUACCGGGCUGAGCGAGGGGCCCCGCGGCCGAUGGCUGCGGCUCGCCCCUGUUUGCGCGUACUUCCUGUGUGUGUCCUUGGCGGCUGUGCUCCUUGCCGUGUACUACGGGCUCAUCUGGGUCCCCACGCGGCCGCCUGCGGGCCCCGCCGACCCCCUGCCCAGCGCUGCGGUCGCUCCGUGUGCUCGAGCAGCACCACCCGCCCCACCUCCGGCCUCGUCCUGCUUACUUGGGGCCUCCGGCGGGCCACGACCGAUGCCAGGACUGCUGCGGAGCCGCCGCCACGGCCGCCGCCCAGCUCCAGAAGCGACGCCGGAGACCGCUCACCGAGCGCCUGGAUAGUCUGGCCCGCCCCCACCGUGGCCCGCGCCUGUCUGACUGCACCACCGGGCCUCGCCUGCGCGGCGCCGCCUCUCUCCUGGCCGCGGUCCUGAUCCUACCCGACCUUAUCCCACCACGCUCCUUCCCGGGAUUCAGAGCUCAUCGGCAAUAAACUCUAGCCUCAGCUGGCUUAUCUGGACUGGUCUCUUCUAACGCCGUGGCCGCGGGGCCUUAAAGGCAUUUCUCUUUCAUUGCUCGCAUGUAAUUUUUGGGUUGGAAUGGGAAAAAGCAGCUUGCCAGUUUUCAGGGCCAUUGAAGGUCAGAUACUGUAAAGGCCUUAGCAGUUUUCGGGGUGUCAUGGGCUCUUGUAUAGCGUCAGAGACAAUGGUGUGUGCUGGAAACUGCAGUUGGUAUAGUUUACAAUGGCAGGGGUAGAGGAUGUCACCCGUGUGCUAGCUUGUCCUGGCUUGGGUGGUGAUGGGACACAUUUGCUGCUUUGGAAGUGUGGAACAUAUAGCUGAACCAGAAACAAAAAAACCAAACCAAACCAAACCAAAACUGGUCUGCACUGCUGUUGGUGCCAAGCUGAGAAGCUGGUGUCACUUCUGAUAAAGAAGUCAUGUGGUUUAGUCCAUUUUCUCUUACCCAUGAUUGUGGCUUGGCCGUAGGCAGGCCUGGAAUACCCUACUGCCCUGUUGCAAAAAGAGGUUUUCUUUAUGGCCUUCUUCCUUUUGGGCUGGACAGCAUCAGGAACCUGAGGCCUCUUGUCAGAUGGGAGUGUAUUACCUGCCCUGCUGGUCCCCUUCUGUCCUACCAGCAUCCCCCACGGGAUGAUGUACAGCAAUGUACUUAAACUUCUCUGGUCUUGUAAAAUGAAGACAACACAUUGUUGCUCAGAGAAUUAAACUAGUGUUCCAAACCUGA
This is a messenger RNA of Arvicanthis niloticus (Nile rat), 1315 nucleotides long. NCBI's taxonomy places the organism in Eukaryota, Metazoa, Chordata, Mammalia, Rodentia, Muridae. The record is from RefSeq and is a predicted model, not a curated record.